GAAAGUGGACUUGGAGGUCAGUGAACCAAUAGACUUUAGUGCUGGAGAUCACCAACAUCUGAUCCGGAAAGCAGCAGAUGAUAACAUCCAGACCAAAUCUAAUAAGUCCUACAAAACUUCACCUCCAUUUGGGCCACAGCAAACUCAUGGGAAACCACACUCAAAGGCUAGUCAGCAAGCGGAUACCUAUGUGGUAGAAAUUUCAGAGGAGGCCACCCCCAAUGACAGCAGUACUUUAGCCAGCCCAUUCUCAGAAGGAUCUAUCCGCAGAGCUUUUAUUAUAAAAGUAUUCCUGAUCCUGUCAGCCCAGUUGGUGGUCACUGGGUCAAUUAUCAGCAUGUUUCUGUUCUGGAUGACUUUAAAAUCUUGGGUGCUUGAGAAUGCCUGGUUCACCUAUGCAAUCUUGCCAGCGUUUUUCGUUGUACUUAUUGUACUUGCUUGCUGUGGGAAACUCCGCCGUCAGGUGCCUGCAAAUUACAUUCUUCUGGGAUUGUUUACAAUUCUUCAAGGUCUGCUGCUAGGAACCAUAUCAGUUUUUUAUAAAGCUGAGGAGGUGUUAUGGGCAACAGCAGCGACCGCUCUGGUGACGUUAUCGCUCACUUUAUUUGCUCUUCAAACAAAAUGGGAUUUCACCUUGCUAAAUGGAACGCUGUUCGUUUUACUCUUCGUACUUAUUAUCUAUGGAAUCCUCUUAAUCUUCAUACGAUCAUAUUGGUUACAUCUGUUGUAUGCCGGACUUGGAACUAUGAUCUUCUCACUUUACUUGGUGAUGGAUGUGCAGCUGAUGGUGGGAGGUCACCAUCGUUAUAACCUGGACCCUGAAGAGUAUAUUUUUGCUGCUCUGAACAUCUACUUGGAUAUAAUCAACCUUUUCUUUUUUAUCUUGCAACUGAUUGGACUGGUACGGUAGUUAUGCGGCCAAGGCUGGCUUUGUUUAACGGUGGGAAGGCGGAGCAUCUGUGAAGUGUUCCACGGUGGUGAUGAUUAAAAGAAAUUCUCAUGCUUCUAUGACAAUCUCCUGAUUUCUACAUUUAGUAAGAACUCUGAGCAAGGCACACCUGUUAGGGUCAAUCAAAUGAGUAGAUUAAUUUGUUUUCAAUAUUAGAAAUUCAUCUUUCGAGAGUCCACAAUUUGAAAAUCUGUCAUGAAUGGUCCCAAAUCCAAUGAUACGUAGCGCAUUGAUAAAUCAACUCGAAAUGUCCAUAACAGGCAAUGAAAGCUUUCCCCUGACAAUAGUGGAGAUGUCACUCUAGAUGACGACACGCACAGGCCUCCAUAGGUUAGGCGUUCAGUUUCAAGAGCCUUGGAACCCGUUAAUAGCUGCCUUUCUCCAAAUGGGUGUAGUGGGUGGCUGUGUCCGGCAGGUGGCGAUGUUGUGCACGGAAACCACCUCGGCGCUCCGGCUGCCAUGAAGGGUUGAACAAAAGGAGUGAUUGCACUUUCUCCUGGGAUUCUCUGUUGUUUCUGCUGGACCACCAGCGAGGGGAGAAGGAAGUAGGCAGGGGAGCGAUUUACACCCCACCAUCACCUCUCUACCCCUGACAAUUAUGAGACGGGUACUUUGGGCAUGUAACACAUUGUUCCAUCAGACAUUUAGAUUUGGAAGCCACAUUACUCCUAAUCUCCCAAGGGCCCCACCUACAAGGAAAGCCUCCCUUCUCCACCAGUGUGCAAAUGUUUUUCCCAGCUGAGGAAUUUAAGAUGUGUGCAAGUCAGAGAUAUGCGGAUGGCAAAUGAUAUCUCCCAACCAAAAGGGGAGGAAACUGUGGGCCCUCGUCUUCCCUAGCUCCUCCAGGGUCAGUGCCCAACACUGGCGCAACUGCUUCUCCCAUGGCAGUGGUGACGCCUGUCAGCAUGAACCAGGGCCUUCUCUCGUCUCCAUGUGCACCGCCACUGUUAACCCUGCAGGCUUUGGCACCUACUGUCACUCCUGCAUCCAGCACCUCAUCCUCACUGCUGGCUAAGUCAGGGUCUGGGGCUGCCAGGGC
Molecule: messenger RNA, 1988 nt
Organism: Hipposideros armiger (great roundleaf bat)
Lineage: Eukaryota; Metazoa; Chordata; Mammalia; Chiroptera; Hipposideridae
Gene: TMBIM7
Product: protein lifeguard 1
Exons: 9
Cellular component (GO): membrane
Source: RefSeq, a predicted model, not a curated record